Meloidogyne enterolobii is the source of this 684-nucleotide messenger RNA. Lineage: Eukaryota; Metazoa; Nematoda; Chromadorea; Rhabditida; Meloidogynidae. The record is from the annotation of a GenBank genome assembly.
AUGAAUUCAACUAUUUUUCUUUGUUUCAUUUUCCUGAUUGUUUUAGUAUUUCUGGCUGGUGGACAGGAAGAAGCCAAUUCAAACCACAUCUACCGUGAAGAAUACGAAACUUAUGAGACGCUGCAAAGACACAAGAUUCCUCCGCCACAGACUUUCGAAUUUGCCGAGACAGAAUUUACAAGGCCUAGUUAUUACUUAUCAGUGCCGUUUCGCUCUCAAAACAAACUUCAGACAAUUCCUGACGAUAUAUUCAGCCAACUAAUUAGGCAACACAUUGCUCGCAACCGUGGAAGCGAUCAGGAAGGAACUUUGACAAAAGAGCUACCUUAUUAUGUGACAUACAAUCCACAGACCAACACGUAUCAAAUAUCAAAUCAGCCACCUUUAUUGAAUACAGGAAUGGAAAGUGAGAAGACGGCUAAACCUAAUCAACAAAAUUCGACAUCUAGAAAGGAGUCACACAAACCUUCAACAGUUUCUGAAAAGUUAAAAGAACCUCCUUUGCUGAUUGUAUUGCAAAAAGCACUUCCCCUUGAUAAAAAUACUCAAGAAGAACACAAAACGAUAUCUCAAAAUAUUCUUGGAAAGCAACUGAACAUUCCAAAUGCAAAACAAAUUUUAUUUUUGGACGAUUACGAAGAAAGUAUGAACGAAGACGAUUAUAAAGAAAAUGAUGGAAAUUAG